Molecule: messenger RNA, 599 nt
Organism: Aspergillus eucalypticola CBS 122712
Lineage: Eukaryota; Fungi; Ascomycota; Eurotiomycetes; Eurotiales; Aspergillaceae
Product: SDR family oxidoreductase
Exons: 3
Coding region: 1-357 (118 amino acids)
Source: RefSeq, a predicted model, not a curated record
AUGGCUCAUCUUCUACGCGGAACAGCUUUUAUCACUGGAGCAGGCUCGGGCAUCGGAGCCGACGUGGCUCAUAAAUUCAUUCGGAACGGAAUAUCCAAGCUAGCGUUAGUCGACAGCAACUCUUCCAAUCUCCAAAAAGUCUCUGAGUCGCUGAAACAAACAUCUCUCUAUGUGGAGCUGCUAACCGCAUCUCUUAACGUGACGAACGAAGCACAAGUCAACAAUGCGGUCCAGAAGGUCGCCACCAAUUUCGGUCGCGGGGAUAUUGGAGUUAACUGCGCUGGAGUUGGUGAUCCAGGAAAGCCCACACAUCAUUUAUCCCUAAGGGAUUGGCAGCGGGCAUUUGAUAUUAAUUAGACGGGUGUGUGGCUGUCGCAGAGGGCACUUCUUCAGCAGUUGCUUACUCAGACAUCGUGUGGUACUCGACGCGGUCCUGGGGUUAUUGUUAACCUCUGCUCCUCUCUAGGCAUAUCUGCCUCGGCUACGGGUAUACCUUUUCCUGCAUUUAUAUCUUCGAAACACGGUAAGCUUUCCUGAGUCCAUGGUAUACUUUGUUUAUGACUUACGUAAGUCUAUAGGCGUGAUGGGACUUACGAAAA